Messenger RNA from Colias croceus (clouded yellow), 1851 nucleotides. RefSeq lists its product as uncharacterized. The transcript is spliced from 6 exons. The record is from RefSeq and is a predicted model, not a curated record. NCBI's taxonomy places the organism in Eukaryota, Metazoa, Arthropoda, Insecta, Lepidoptera, Pieridae. Bases 1 to 1308 code for a protein of 435 amino acids.
AUGCACAAAAACGAAGAAGACAGUCGUCCAGGAUCCCGUCGAAAUUCAGCCAGCCUGUCCCGACGUAACAGUGUGACAGACAAAAAGACUAACCCACCAACAUCCAGCCAUAGCACGCCAAAGAAAACACAGAAAACUUUCGACUUUGUCGUUACUGGCAAGCAGAUAUUGAAAAAAAGUGACCGAGCAAGCUCACUACCAGGGACGUACCACCGACGUCAAUCAGUCGAUUCUUUAAUAAAAUCGAAAAGAUUAUUAGAUUCGCCAAAACGACUGGCUUCUCAAGCUUCGAGGAGCAGAGAUGCGUCUAUUGAUGAUGAAUUGUCUUUGGAACUAUCGCAAGUAUCAGACUUCGAAGAUACGAACUCAAAAUACGGAAUCAAUAAACAAUUCACAACUUCAACUCCGAAGAAGGUCCAUCGUCGACUUAUUCAUCAUGUGUUGGCUGAAAAAACUAAAUCCGUUGAUUCCCGCUGCAGUAAAGACAGUUCCUCCUUGAGUAGAGAUAGUUUUAAAUCAUCAAGUCCUAGUCCAUAUAGGCACGCAAUGAGCACAGAGUUAGAAUGCUCUUCGGGCUCGCCGACCUCAGCCCCCUCGUCUGGUGACAGCGCGCAGGGCUUCGCCCCCGACACUCUGAUGUCUUCGAGAAGCCAGGACUUACAGGACAGUUGCUGUGUGAGCACAUGGCAAGAUUCAGAGAGACAGAAGCCAGAAGGCGAGUGGGGCCAGUUCUGGGCGAAUUACAACAAUUCGCUAGCACGUGUUCCUGUUAGCAGAUACUAUGACCAGUGUCCUACUCCGUACCGUACUGAGGAUAUCGAUGUAGGGGAUUUUGAAUUACUAAGCGAAAGCGUGCAACGAUCUCCUGAAAACAUCAAUAACAUAAACAACGUUAUAAGAAACGAGGGACUCCAUCUAACACCGCGUGAAACUCAAAAUAUCAUAAAAUGCGCACACAUUCUGGGCAAUGUCCUUACAAAAGCUAUUGAAAGACAGUCUAAAGAAAUGGUCGUUGAGAAAAAAGUAGAGGAAGUCAAUAUAGAAACAGAUCCAGAAAAGGAAAUUAAAAAAAAAUCAAUGUCUCUGAACCUGAAAGAGACAGUGCUACCUCUAGAGGUGAAAGAAGAAAAGAGAUGGGAAUCUGUGCCAACUCAAACUGACAUUUCGUUGCCGAACACGAAAAGCGCGCCAAAAAUAUUCGAGAAGAUUUUACGUCAGCUGUCAAAGUCAUCGCUAGAUGAUGAAAAGAAAAUAUUGGAAAAUCCAGAUGAAAAUCAGGAGAAGGAUCUCGCUCAGAAUGAAAAUUAAAUUAUUAUUAUUCAAUUGAUUAUAAAAAAGUGUAAACCUUGGAUUGGGUUUAAAAUUAAUGUAAUAAAUAAAAAAUCAUUCACAUCUCUGUCCAUCUCUCUCUCGAUUAAGCACAAGUCCUGUGGUUUUUUGUGUAAAAAAAUUUUUUCCCAAUCUUAAAAUACACAAGUGGCUCUUAUUUUCUUUUACAUACUUAGAAAGUUUAUUAAUUAUUGAUAAGGAUAAAAAAAUGUCGUCCCAAAAUAUCUACACGUCCUCUAGUCGUAAACUAAGCAUAUUUAUGGAAGUUAGACACCUAUCUUAAAAUAUGUAUUAUUAAUUUUAAUUAUUAAGUACAUACGUACUUGUUAUAUGCAUGAAUGUUUAACUAAGUACAUCCUGAUUGCCAAAUGUUACCUGUUAAAUAUUUCAAAACUUUUAUUUAUUUUUGUAAUAUUGUCAGUAGACUAGAAAAGAAUUUAGCAAAUAAUCUACUUAGUUUAUGCCAUCAGAUUAAAAUUUGUUGUGAAAUUGACAUUUUACUCAUUAGGGAUAAAAAUAAUA